AUGGAUUGGAGUGAAUGGAAACGAGCAACAGUAGAUGGCCCACGUCUCUUAUUCCUGCUUUGGGUAGAACCAGAACCCACUGUUUACUAACCAUGAGUUUAUGUUUGUUUGUGAUAGGGAAGAAACUCAGUCAUUACUGGGACCAAUGGGAAUCACACUCACUCACACACUCACUCACCACACACUCACACAAUCACUCACACACUCACACACUCACUCACACACUGACGCACACACACACACACUUUGGUAGCCAAACAUCUGUGGCUGUCCUCUCCCUGCCAUCAGCCCCAUUCCAAAACAAUUUCACUGAUAAGACUGAGCCUGUGUGUGUGCGUGCGUGUGUGUGUGUGUGUGUGUGUGUGUGUGUGUGUGUGUGUGUGUGUGUGUGUGUGUCUGUGUGUGCGUGUCUGUGCAUGUGUGAAUGUGUGUGUGUGUGUGUGUGUGUGUGUGUGUGUGUGUGUAUGUGUGUGUCUGUGUGCGUGUGUGUGCAUGUGUGUGCGUGUCUGUGCAUGUGUGAAUGUGUGUAUGUGUGUGUGUGUGUGUGGACCAGUUUCGAGAGUCAGAUGUGGGAGGAGGAGUCAGGCAAUGAGGACAGUGCUGCCCAGCCAAUCAGUGGGUAAUAUGCCACAUUGGAUGGAUAUGUGUGUGUGAGACCAGUCUCCAGGAGCUACUUAAUCACACCAGCCGCAGCACAGAGCAGCUCUUUCUGGUGAUUUCAAUCCUCAAAUAAUACUGAUAAUGAUAAACAUGGCCAGAAUGGAUCCAGAAUGGACCAGAACACACACACGAGCUCAACUCAUCUACAAAAAUGGAUAUCGGUCCAAUCAUGGGAAGUUCAUAUUUCAAUGGGUUGGCAUGUGUGUGUCUGUCUGUGUUAUUUGGUAAGUAGGCUGGUAGAAGGGGUGAUUGGGUAGCAUCACCCCUUUAAAUAGGUCUCUACUUUGUGGUAGUGUGUUUGACCUGUAACAUGACUGUAGUUUCAAUAGUUCAAAUACAACUCCAACUGUUUACAUUUACUAUCAAGCAUCAUGAUAUACUGUUUACAUGUACUAUCAAGCAUCAUGAUAUGGUUUUUACAUUUACUAUCAAGCAUCAUGUUAUGCUGUUUACAUUUACUAUCAAGCAUCAUGAUAUAAUGUUUACAUUUACUACCAAGCAUCAUGAUAUAAUGUUUACAUUUACUAUCAAUCUUCAUUAUAUACUUUUUACAUUUACUAUCAAGCAUCAUGAUAUAAUGUUUACAUUUACUAUCAAGCAUCAUGAUAUAAUGUUUACAUUUACUACCAAGCAUCAUGAUAUACUGUUUACAUUUACUAUCAAGCAUCAUGAUAUAAUGUUUACAUUUACUAUCAAGCAUCAUGAUAUAAAACAUUUUUCUCAUUUUGAUCUUUCUCUCUGGUCCUCCUGUCGCCCCAGAACACCCUGACCUGCCAUGUGCUAUUCAAUGGUCUGCUGUGGCUGAGAAGCUAACCCUGGGUGUGGUGAAGGUUUGGGGGAGGCUGAACCUGGGUGUGGUGAAGGUGUGGUGAAAGUGUGGUGAAGGUGUGGUGGAGGUGUGAUGAAGAUGUGGGGUAGGUGUGGUGAAGGUGUAGGGGAGGUGUGAUGCGGCAGGUAGCUUAGUGGUUAAGAGCGUUGUGCCAGUAACCGAAAGGUCGCUGGUUCUAAUCCCCGAGCCGACUAGGUGAAAAAUCUGUCGAUGUGCCCUUGAGCAAGGCACUUAACCCUAAUUGCUCUUGUAAGUCGCUCUGGAUAAGAGCGUCUGCUAAAUGACCAAUUAUUUUAUUAUUAUUAUGAUGAAGUGGUGGUGAAGAUGUGGGGGAGGUGUGGUGGAAAUGUGGGGGAGGUGUGGUCAAGGUGUGGGGGAGGUGUGGUGAAGUUGUGGGGAGGUGUGUUGAAUGUGUUGUGAAUGUUAUGGAAAGGUGUGGGGGAGUUGUGGUGAAGAUGUGGGGGAGGUGUGGUGAAGUUGUGGUGAAGAUGUGGGGGAGGUGUGGUGAAGGUGUGGGGGAGGUGUGGGGAUGUGUGGUGAAGCAGUGGUGAAAGUGUGGGGGAGGUGUCGUGAAGGUGUGGGGGAGGUGUGGUGAAGGCUUGGGGAAGUGUGGUGAAGGUGUGGAGGAGGUGUGGUGAAGGUUUGGGGGAGGUGUGGUGAAUGUGUGGUGAAGGUGUGGCGGAGGUGUGGUGAUAGUGUGGGGGACAUGUGGGGAGGUGUGGUGAAGGUGUGGGGGAGGGGGUCGUGAGCGUCCCUAUCACAGAGGUCACACAACGAGAUGGCUUGGACACAGAGAACAUGAUCACCACAACACCACACCACCACUUAGGUGAGACACACACCACACCACAACACCACAACACCACUGAGGUGAGACACACACCAUACCACACACCACAACACAACACACCACACCACCACCACUGAGGUGAGACACACACCACAACACCACUGAGGUGAGACACACACCACACCACAACACACCACACCAAAAUACACAACAACACACCCCUCCAAAACACACCACACCACACCAAAACACACCACACCAUACCACACCAAAACACACCACACCACUCCAAAACACACAACACCAAAACACACCACACCAAACCCAAACACACCACACCAAAAAACACCACACCACACCCAAACACACCACACCAAAACACACCACAACACACCACACCAAAACACACCACUCCAAAACACCCCACACCCAACCACAACACACCACACCAAAACACACCACACCACAACACACCAUUCCAAAACACACCACACCACAACAAAACACACCACACCACACCCCACCCCACCACAACACAGCACAGCACAGCACAGCCACAGCACAACACACUCAAAACACACUCAGAACACACUCAGAACAAACAUAUUAAUUUCAGUAGACAUGGGUAAGGUUGUAAUGGUAGGAUUGUCCGUAUAAGACAGUGUAGAAAUACUUGUGAAGAAGCAGAGCUGAUGAAGAACAGCAUGCCUACUCAGAGGUGCUGCUCUACCCCCAGUUAGUAUUUGACUUUGGGCCAAGCUCAUUGUACCACUGGCUGUCUUUACAGCAGUGACUAGACUGUAGGCUUAGAAUUGGCCCCAUCCCUCUUUACCCCUCCAAAGUGUCUACUAGUGGAUGGGUGAUGAUCUGCCAGAACAAGAUGUCUGCCGUGACUCAUUAUCUAAUAGCUGUAAUCAUGGAGGUCACCUUGUGAUUCCUUUGUAAUAAACAUGAGCUAUGAGCAGGAGGAGUAGCACAGAGGUAGUUGCCCAGAGAGUACAGGAAGUGUAAGACAAUACUAAUCAACAGCAGAGGAGAUGGGAUGGCAGGAGGUAGGAAGAGGAUCAGUAAGGCAAUCACAGAGGGCGGGAGGAACGGAUGGUAAGACGACACGUUUGGAAGAUGACAUUUUGUCUGUGUCCUCAUUUGCCCUGUGAUGAAGAGUCUUCAUUUGGAGGUAUACUGCAUUCACUCCGACUACCAACACCUUGUAACCGAUAGUGACACACUCCAUAAAUAAUCAUUUGAAAAUAACAUAAGAGACUGACAGACUCAGAGAGAUGCAGUAGUCAUGCAUUUGAAUAAAUGGUAUUGCGGCACCAGCCUAUCCAUUCAUCUCCUUUAGUGUUUUCACACUGGAUAACAAGUUCAAAUAACAGGCUGUUCCAUCUCUCUUUCACCAUGUUAGUGUCAGGUUGCUGCUGCCACACACACACAAAGAAGGGGUGUAGGUCUAUGUAUUAGGAGGGGGUGGUUGAUAGGAAGGGAUUUUGUCACUGCGAGACACUGACUGCGAGACACUGAUGAAUGUUCAGGCAGAUCGCUCAAGAGUGAUUGGACGUCUAUCCGUCCUGAGAACAUUGGGAACUGCCUUCAAAAUCGGCCACUAGGAGAAACAGUUAAUGCUGUUACCAUCAAGUAGGCUUGGGUUUUGCUAGGGCCUUAUGGACAUGGGUGGUGGAUGGGCGUAAUCCCUUGACUCUGAAUCAGAAGUUUGAACGUUGAGUCCCAGUGGACAGCACCUGUUUUUAAAUUGUUUUGUUCUAACCCUAUCCCAAACCCUUACCUUAACCAUUCGGAAUGAGUGCCAAAACGUAGUGUUUUAACCCUAUCCUAAACCUUAACGGUUAACUUUCUAGAUUUGACGUUUGGAGCAAUUUCGAAAUUUGAACGUCUAAUUCUGCAGGGAGACUGUGAGAGCUUGUUGGAAUAAUAUUAUGGUGUGUGUGUGUGUGUGUGUGUGUGUGUGUGUCUGUCUGUCUGUCUGUCUGUCUGUCUGUCUGUCUGUCUGUCUGUCUGUCUGUCUGUCUGUCUGUCUGUCUGUCUGUCUGUCUGUCUGUCUGUCUGUCUGUCUGUCUGUCUGUCUGUCUGUCUGUCUGUCUGUCUGUCUGUCUGUGUGUGUGUGUGUGUGUGUGUGUGUGUGUGUGUGUGUGUGUGUGUGUGUGUGUGUGUGUGUGUCUGUCUGUCUGUCUGUCUGUCUGUCUGUCUGUCUGUCUGUCUGUCUGUCUGUCUGUCUGUCUGUCUGUCUGUCUGUCUGUCUGUCUGUCUGUCUGUCUGUCUGUCUGUCUGUCUGUCUGUCUGUCUGUCUGUCUGUCUGUCUGUCUGUCUGUCUGUCUGUCUGUCUGUCUGUCUGUCUGUCUGUCUGUCUCUCUGUGUGUGCAGACAACGUGUGGUGUGUGUCUGGGAGGAUAAUGGUUUGGGUUUAUUGCAAGAGGAAGAGGACAGUCAGAACACCUAUUCAAUUAGCAGCGCUGUCUGGAACACCAGGCACCACCCAGUGUGUUGGGGAACAUUGCUUAGUCUGGCCUGUACACACACACACACACACACACACAACCACACACACACACAACCACACACACAAACACACACACACACACAUGCACAUGCGAACAGAAGGGACACCUCUGACUAUGCUUUGCAUUCAAAUGUUAUGUUAUUUCUCUGCUGAUGCAUACUGGGUAUUCUUCACUAGAGAUCAUGUAUUUCCUGUAUAUUGUAACUUAAAACAAAAUAUUUUUCUACCAAGUUUUCAACUAAGUUUUUCAUCCACCUACAGUGAGGGAAAAAAGUAUUUGAUCCCCUGCUGAUUUUGUACGUUUGCCCACUGACAAAGAAAUGAUCAGUCAAUAAUUUUAAUGGUAGGUUUAUUUGAACAGUGAGAGACAGAAUAACAACAAAAACAUCCAGAAAAACUGUCAAAAAAGUUAUAAAUUGAUUUGCAUUUUAAUGAGGGAAAUAAGUAUUUGACCCCCUCUCAAUCAGAAAGAUUUUUGGCUCCCAGGUGUCUUUUAUACAGGUAACGAGCUGAGAUUAGGAGCAAACACUUAAAGGGAAUGCUCCUAAUCUCAGCUUGUUACCUGAAUAAAAGACACCUGUCCACAGAAGCAAUCAAUCAAUCAGAUUCCAAACUCUCCACCAUAGCCAAGACCAAAGAGCUGUCCAAGGAUUUCAGGGACAAGAUUGUAGACCUACACAAGGCUGGAAUGGGCUACAAGACCAUCACCAAGCAGCUUGGUGAGAAGGUGACAACAGUUGGUGCGAUUAUUCGUAAAUGGAAGAAACACAAAAGAACUGUCAAUCUCCCUCGGCCUAGGGCUCCUGAUGAUGAUCAUGAGAACGGUGAGGAAUCAGCCCAGAACUACAAGGGAGGAUCUUGUCAAUGAUCUCAAGGCAGCUGGGACCAUAGUCACCAAGAAAACAAUUGGUUACACAUUAUGCCGUGAAGGACUGAAAUCCUGCAGCGUCUGCAAGGUCCCCCUGCUCAAGAAAGCACAUAUACAUGCCCGUCUGAAGUUUGCCAAUGAACAUCUGAAUGAUUCAGAGGAGAACUGGGUGAAAGUGUUGUGGUCAGAUGAGACCAAAAUUGAGCUCUUUGGCAUCAACUCAACUCGCCGUGUUUGGAGGAGGAGGAAUGCUGCCUAUGACCCCAAGAACACCAUUUCCACCAUCAAACAUGGAGGUGGAAACAUUAUGCUUUGGGGGUUUUUCUGCUAAGGGGACAGGACAACUUCACCGCAUCAAAGGGACGAUGGACAGGGCCAUGUAUCGUCAAAUCUUGGGUGAGAACCUCCUUCCCUCAGCCAGGGCAUUGAAAAUGGGUCAUGGAUGGGUAUUCCAGCAUGACAAUGACCCAAAACACACGGCCAAGGCAACAAAGGAGUGGCUCAAGAAGAAGCACAUUAAGGUCCUGGAGUGGCCUAGCCAGUCUCCAGACCUUAAUCCCAUAGAAAAUCUGUGGAGGGAGCUGAAGGUUCGAGUUGCCAAACGUCAGCCUCAAAACCUUAAUGACUUGGAGAAGAUCUGCAAAGAGGAGUGGAACAAAAUCCCUCCUGAGAUGUGUGCAAACCUGGUGGCCAACUACAAGAAACGUCUGACCUCUGUGAUUGCCAACAAGGGUUUUGCCACCAAGUACGAAUUCAUGUUUUGCAGAGGGUCAAAUACUUAUUUCCCUCAUUAAAUUGCAAAUCAAUUUAUAACAUUUUUGACAUUAGUUUUUCUGGAUUUUGUUGUUGUUAUUUUGUCUCUCACUGUUCAAAUAAACCUACCAUUAAAAUUAUAGACUGAUCAUGUCUUUGUCAGUGGGAAAACGUAUAAAAUCAGCAGGGGAUCAAAAACUGUUUUCCCUCGCUGUAGAUCCAAUCUGAGGUUAAUCAAUAUGCUUCCUCUAAAACCUUACCGUCAGGCAUUUGAUCUGAAAGAACAACAUGUCUGUGUUAUUGUGAUGCGUUACAGUCAGGCCUUUGAUCUGAAAGAACAACGUGUCUGUGUUAUUGUGAUGAGUGAAUGACAGAAGCGUCUUCUGUAGCUCAAUUGGUAGAGCAUGGCGCUUGUAACGCCAGGGUAGUGGGUUUGAUCCCCGGGACCAUCCAUACGUAAAAAUGUACGCACACAUGACUGUAAGUCGCUUUGGAUAAAAGUGUCUGCUAAAUGGCAUAAUAUUAUUAGGAGCGUUUGGGAGACGGAGGGGAAAAUGAGUAGAAGAAAAUAAAUGGUGGAAUGAAAAUACUGUGACAUCAUCAAAGCUUUCACGUGAGUCUGGGUGGUGUUCUAUUUUCUAUACUGUAUAUAUAUAUAUAUAUAUAUAUAUAUAUUGUGUGUGUUUGUGUCUGUGUGUGUGUCUGUGUGUGUGUCUGUGUGCGUGCACACAAUGUGUUUGUGCUCUCCCUCUUUCCUUCUCUCUCUUUCUGUCUCCCUCACUCUCUCGUCUAUAGAACUACCAGCUCUCACUCCCGCUAAGGGUACCGACGGCUAACGCCCUCGCUCACGAAGAGACUCGACCGAACGGGCCCCUCGACCAGAGACCAGCGCCACGUUGCCCUCGCCUGUCUCCUCGUCUCCUCCCGCUCGCUAGCUCCGUCGUCGCGCUCCUGCGAGCGCUAUCUACUCUCUCUCUCCCUCUCAAUUAUCACUCUCCCUCUCUCUCUCUCUAUCCUACUCUCACUCUAACUCUCACUCUCCCUCCCUCACAAACACACACACACACUCACUAAACAUAGACAUACAGUGGGGAAAAAAGUAUUUAGUCAGCCACCAAUUGUGCAAGUUCUCCCACUUAAAAAGAUGAGAGAGGCCUGUAAUUUUCAUCAUAGGUACACGUCAACUAUGACAGACAAAUUGAGAUUUCUUUUCUCCAGAAAAUCACAUUGUAGGAUUUUUAAUGAAUUUAUUUGCAAAUUAUGGUGGAAAAUAAGUAUUUGGUCACCUACAAACAAGCAAGAUUUCUGGCUCUCACAGACCUGUAACUUCUUCUUUAAGAGGCUCCUCUGUCCUCCACUCGUUACCUGUAUUAAUGGCACCUGUUUGAACUUGUUAUCAGUAUAAAAGACACCUGUCCACAACCUCAAACAGUCACACUCCAAACUCCUCUAUCACCAAGACCAAAGAGCUGUCAAAGGACACCAGAAACAAAAUUGUAGACCUGCACCAGGCUGGGAAGACUGAAUCUGCAAUAGGUAAGCAGCUUGGUUUGAAGAAAUCAACUGUGGGAGCAAUUAUUAGGAAAUGGAAGACAUACAAGACCACUGAUAAUCUCCCUCGAUCUCACCCUGUGGGGUCAAAAUGAUCACAAGAAAGGUGAGCAAAAAUCCCAGAACCACACGGGGGGACCAAGUGUUUGACCUGCAGAGAGCUGGGACCAAAUUAACAAAGCCUACCAUCAGUAACACACUACGCCGCCAGGGACUCAAAUCCUGCAGUGCCAGACGUGUCCCCCUGCUUAAGCCAGUACAUGUCCAGGCCCGUCUGAAGUUUGCUAGAGUGCAUUUGGAUGAUCCAGAAGAGGAUUGGGAAAAUGUCAUAUGGUCAGAUGAAACCAAAAUAGAACUUUUUGGUAAAAACUCAACUCGUCGUGUUUGGAGGACAAAGAAUGCUGAGUUGCAUCCAAAGAACACCAUACCUAUUGUGAAGCAUGGGGGUGGAAACAUCAUGCUUUGGGGCUUUUUUUCUGCAAAGGGACCAGGACGACUGAUCCGUGUAAAGGAAAUAAUGAAUGGGGCCAUGUAUCGUGAGAUUUUGAGUGAAAACCUCCUUCCAUCAGCAAGGACAUUGAAGAUGAAACGUGGCUGGGUCUUUCAGCAUGACAAUGAUCCCAAAUACACCGCCCGGGCAACGAAGGAGUGGCUUCGUAAGAAGCAUUUCAAGGUCCCGGAGUGGCCUAGCCAGUCCCCAGAUCUCAACCCCAUAGAAAAUCUUUGGAUGGAGUUGAAAGUCCGUGUUGCCCAGCGACAGCCCCAAAAUAUCACUGCUCUAGAGGAGAUCUGCAUGGAGGAAUGGGCCAAAAUACCAGCAACAGUGUGUGAAAACCUUACAGAAAACUUUUGACCUGUGUCAUUGCCAACAAAUGGUAUAUAACAAAGUAUUGAGAAACUUUUGUUAUUGACCAAAUACUUAUUUUCCUUCAUAAUUUGCAAAUAAAUUCAUUAAAAAUACUACAAUGUGAUUUUCUGGAUUUUUUUUCUCACUUUGUCUGUCAUAGUUGACGUGUACCUAUGAUGAAAAUUACAGGACUCUCUCAUCUUUUUAAGUGGGAGAACUUGCACAAUUGGUGGCUGACUAAAUACUUUUUCCCCCACUGUAGUUGAAUAAGCAGACACUAAAAUAUAAAAAGAAACAACAAAUGGCCAAACAGACACAUCCAGGCGUAAGCUCAUGCACUGUAUAUCCUCCUCUAACAGAUUUGUUUGAGAUAUUAAACAGUGUGGUGUGGUGUUGCUUAGCCCUUUACUGCAGUCAAAUGACCUAGUGGCCUCAAGGGUGAAAUGUUAUUAAUCUUUUUCAUAAUUUCAUAAUUAUGGUGUUUCUAUGUCAAACAGUUUUGUUAUAUUUCAUAGACAUAUAUGUUUAUAAAGCAUAAUAUUGUGAUGCAAACUCAAAAUGUAAUAUAUUUCACUUCUUUAUCUGACAUGGUACAGAUGUCUUCUUCUUUUUUAAGCCCAUAACCAUGCAUGUGAGGUGUUUCAAACUUUUUUUUCAAAAUAGAUUUGUUUAAGAUUACCAAGAAACACUCUGUGUGACCCUGAUUUAGCCCACUGCAGUAAAAUAUUAAUGACUAACAUUAGGGGAACCUAAGGAGGAUGUUAGAUCUAAUGAUUACUGACUAACAUUCGGGAACCUAAGGAGGAUGUUAGAUCUAAUGGUUACUGACUAACAUUAGGGGAACCUAAGGAGGAUGUUAGAUCUAAUGAUUACUGACUAACAUUAGGGGAACCUAAGGAGGAUGUUAGAUCUAAUGGUUACUGACUAACAUUAGGGGAACCUAAGGAGGAUGUUAGAUAUAAUGGUUACUGACUAACAUUCGGGGAACCUAAGGAGGAUGUUAGAUCUAAUGGUUACUGACUAACAUUCGGGGAACCUAAGGAGGAUGUUAGAUCUAAUGGUUACUGACUAACAUUCGGGGAACCUAAGGAGGAUGUUAGAUCUAAUGGUUACUGACUAACAUUCGGGGAACCUAAGGAGGAUGUUAGAUCUAAUGGUUACUGACUAACAUUCGGGGAACCUAAGGAGGAUGUUAGAUCUAAUGGUUACUGACUAACAUUCGGGGAACCUAAGGAGGAUGUUAGAUCUAAUGGUUACUGACUAACAUUAGGGGAACCUAAGGAGGAAGUUAGAUCUAAUGGUUACUGACUAACAUUAGGGGAACCUAAGGAGGAUGUUAGAUCUAAUGGUUACUGACUAACAUUAGGGGAACCUAAGGAGGAUGUUAGAUCUAAUGGUUACUGAAUAACAUUCGAGGAACCUAAGGAGGAUGUUAGAUCUAAUGGUUACUGACUAACAUUCGGGGAACCUAAGGAGGAUGUUAGAUCUAAUGGUUACUGACUAACAUUAGGGGAACCUAAGGAGGAUGUUAGAUCUAAUGGUUACUGACUAACGUUCGAGGAACCUAAGGAGGAUGUUAGAUCUAAUGGUUACUGACUAACAUUCGGGGAACGUAAGGAGGAUGUUAGAUCUAAUGGUUACUGACUAACAUUCGGGGAACCUAAGGAGGAUGUUAGAUCUAAUGGUUACUGACUAAUAUUCGGGGAACCUAAGGAGGAUGUUAGAUCUAAUGGUUACUGACUAACUUUAGGGGAACCUAAGGAGGAUGUUAGAUCUAAUGGUUACUGACUAACAUUCGGGGGAACCUCAGGAGGAUGUUAGAUCUAAUGGUUACUGACUAAUUUUCGGGGAACCUAAGGAGGAUGUUAGAUCUAAUGGUUACUGACUAACAUUCGGGGAACCUAAGGAGGAUGUUAGAUCUAAUGGUUACUGACUAACAUUCGGGGAACCUAAGGAGGAUGUUAGAUCUAAUGGUUACUGACUAAUAUUCGGGGAACCUAAGGAGGAUGUUAGAUCUAAUGGUUACUGACUAACAUUAGGGGAACCUAAGGAGGAUGUUAGAUCUAAUGGUUACUGACUAACAUUCGGGGAACCUAAGGAGGAUGUUAGAUCUAAUGGUUACUGACUAAUAUUCGGGGAACCUAAGGAGGAUGUUAGAUCUAAUGGUUACUGACUAACAUUAGGGGAACCUAAGGAGGAUGUUAGAUCUAAUGGUUACUGACUAAAAUUAGGGGAACCUAAGGAGGAUGUUAGAUCUAAUGGUUACUGACUAAUAUUCGGGGAACCUAAGGAGGAUGUUAGAUCUAAUGGUUACUGACUAACAUUCGGGGAACCUAAGGAGGAUGUUAGAUCUAAUGGUUACUGACUAAUAUUCGGGGAACCUAAGGAGGAUGUUAGAUCUAAUGGUUACUGAGUAAUAUUCGGGGAACCUAAGGAGGAUGUUAGAUCUAAUGGUUACUGACUAACAUUCGGGGAACCUAAGGAGGAUGUUAGAUCUAAUGGUUACUGACUAACAUUCGGGGAACCUAAGGAGGAUGUUAGAUCUAAUGGUUACUGACUAACAUUAGGGGAACCUAAGGAGGAUGUUAGAUCUAAUGGUUACUGACUAACAUUAGGGGAACCUAAGGAGGAAGUUAGAUCUAAUGGUUACUGACUAACAUUCGGGGAACCUAAGGAGGAUGUUAGAUCUAAUGGUUACUGACUAAUAUUCGGGGGAACCUAAGGAGGAUGUUAGAUCUAAUGGUUACUGACUAACAUUCGGGGAACCUAAGGAGGAUGUUAGAUCUAAUGGUUACUGACUAACAUUCGGGGAACCUAAGGAGGAUGUUAGAUCUAAUGGUUACUGACUAACAUUCGGGGGAACCUAAGGAGGAUGUUAGAUCUAAUGGUUACUGACUAAUAUUCGGGGAACCUAAGGAGGAUGUUAGAUCUAAUGGUUACUGACUAACAUUAGGGGAACCUAAGGAGGAUGUUAGAUCUAAUGGUUACUGACUAACAUUCGGGGAACCUAAGGAGGAUGUUAGAUCUAAUGGUUACUGACUAACAUUCGGGGAACCUAAGGAGGAUGUUAGAUCUAAUGGUUACUGACUAACAUUCGGGGAACCUAAGGAGGAUGUUAGAUCUAAUGGUUACUGACUAACAUUCGGGGAACCUAAGGAGGAUGUUAGAUCUAAUGGUUACUGACUAACAUUCGGGGAACCUAAGGAGGAUGUUAGAUCUAAUGGUUACUGACUAACAUUCGGGGAACCUAAGGAGGAUGUUAGAUCUAAUGGUUACUGACUAACAUUAGGGGAACCUAAGGAGGAUGUUAGAUCUAAUGGUUACUGACUAACAUUCGGGGAACCUAAGGAGGAUGUUAGAUCUAAUGGUUACUGACUAACAUUCGGGGAACCUAAGGAGGAUGUUAGAUCUAAUGGUUACUGACUAACAUUAGGGGAACCUAAGGAGGAAGUUAGAUCUAAUGGUUACUGACUAACAUUAGGGGAACCUAAGGAGGAUGUUAGAUUUAAUGGUUACUGACUAACAUUCGGGGAACCUAAGGAGGAUGUUAGAUCUGAAGAUUCUGGUGAGUAUAAAUAAACACUCACUAACUGUUGGUGCUUAUCCAUUCAAUGUCACAGCCAAUAGUGUGUGCCUGUGUGUGUGCGUGUGCGUGUGCGCGUGUGUGUGUGCCUGUGCGUGUGCCCGUGUGAGCGUGCCUGUGCGUGUGCCCUUGCCCGUGUGAGCGUAUGUGCCUGUGUAUGUGUUGAUGUCAGCCUCUCUGCCAAACAGAGGCGCGUACGGUCUUUAGAGCCAGGGAAGACAGAGAGUUACAGGGAGAAUCUCAAUUGGAUUUUGCUCAAACUCCUCCUUCGUCCUCUCCUCACCUUAUUUCCUUCUCCGUUUACAUUACAUUUACAUGUUAGUCAUUUAGCAGACACUCUUAUCCCGAGUGACUUACAAUUAGUAUAUUCAUCUUAAGAUUGCUUGGUGAGAGAACAACAUAUCACAAUCGUAUCAAGUACAUUUUCCCUCAACAAAGUAGUUAUCAGCAAAGUCAGUGCUAGCAGGAGUGCAAUGUUUUUCCUUCACUUAUUUUCUCCACUUGCUUAUCAUCAGGGAAAAAUGAUGUUUACAGUGUUGGAAUCCCAAAAUACAGUGCCUUCAGAAAGUAUUCAAACCCCUUGACUUAUUCCACAUUUUGUUGUGUUACAGCCUGAAUUCAAAAUUGAUUAAAUAUAUGUUUUUUCUCACCCAACUACACACAAUAACCUAUAAUUACAAAGUGAAAACCUGUUUUUAGACAUUUUUGCUAAUUUAUUGAAAAUUAAAUACAGAAAUAGGUCAUUUACAUAAGUAUUCACACCCCUGAGUCAAUACUUUGAAUAAGCACUUUUGGCAGCGAUUACAGCUAUGAGUCUUUCUGGGUAAGUCUCUACGAGCUUUCCACACCUGGGUUGUGCAACAUUUGCCCAUUAUUCUUUUCAAAAUCCUUCAAGCGCUGUCAAAUUGUUUGUUGAUCAUUGCUAGACAACCAUUUUCAGGUCUUGCCAUAGAUUUCCAAGCACAUUUAAGUCAAAACUGUAACUCGGCCACUCAGGGAUAUUCACUGUGUUCUUGGUAAGGAACUCCAGUGUAGAUUUGACCUUGUGUUUUAGGUUAUAGUUCUGCUGAAAGGUGAAUUCAUCUCCCAAUGUCUGGUGGAAAGCAGACUGAACCAGGUUUUCCUCUAGGAUUUUACUUGUGCUUAGCUCCGUUCCAUUUAUUUUUUAACCUUAAAAACUCCCCAGUCCUUAAUGAUUACAACAUACCCAUAACAUUAUGCAGCAACCACUACACUUGAAAAUAUGAUGAGUACUGCUCAGUAAUGUCUUAUGUUGUAUUUGCACCAAACACAACACUUUGCAUUCAGGACAUUUUUUGCAGUAUUACUUUAGUGCCUUGUUGCAAACAGGAUGCAUGUUUUGGAAUAUUUGUAUUCUGUACAGGAUUCCUUCUUUUCACUCUGUCAAUUAUUUUAGUAUUGUGGAGUAACUACAAUACUACAAUAUUGAUCCAUCCUCAGUUUUCUCCUAUCACAGCCAUUAAACUCUGUAACUGUUUUAAAGUCACCAUUGGCCUCAUGAUUAAAUCCCUGAGCGGUGUCCUUCCUCUCCGGCAACUGAGUUAGGAAGGCUGCAUGUAUCUUUAUAGUGACUGGGUGUAUUGAUACACCAUCCAAAGUGUAAUUAACAAAUUCCACCAUGCUCAAAGGGAUAUUCAAUGUCUGCUUUUUUCUUAUCCAUCUACCAAUAGGUGCCCUUCUUUGCUAGGCAUUGGAAAACCUCCCUGGUCUUUGUGGUUGAAUCUGUAUUUGAAAUUCACUGCUCCACUGAGGGACCUUACAGAUAAUUGUAUGUGUGGGGUACAGAGAUGAGGUAAUCAUUCAGAAAUCAUGUUAAACACUAUUAUUGCACACAGAGUCCAUGCAACUUAUUAUGUGCCUUAUUAAGCACAAUUUCUACCCCUAAACCUAUUUAGGCUUGCCAUAACGAAGGGAUUGAAUACUUAUUGACUGAAGACAUUUUAGACUUUCAUUUUUAAUUAAUAUAAAAACAAACAUAAUUCCACUUUGACAUUAUGGGGUAUUGUGUGUAGGGCAGUGACAAACAAUCUCAAUUUAAUCAAUUUCAAAUUCACAACAAAAUGUGUAAAAAGUCAAAGGGUGUGAAUACUUUCUGAAGGCUGUAAAAAUAUAAAACAUUUUAGUAGCGUUUCGUUUUUAUUUGUUUGCAUGUUUUUCUCCUUUAAGAAGGUGUUGUGGCAUAUUUUAAAACACUGCCGAAAGGAUAUUCUUGUGCGUCCUCUGCUGAAGUAGGCGAUUGAGAAGGUGAGCAGACUACUCCGGUCAACCUUCUAAUGAAUGACACUCUCCCCGACCACUCCACCACAGUUUCUGUGUCACAGAGGAGGAGAGGAGUCAAGGAAAGGACAGACUUUUUCCCAAAUGAGAAUCCCCCGAAGAUUCAUAGCUUUGUUAUCUACUUCAGCAGGGAUAAAAUAUUCUCUUUGUCUAAAUCCUGAUUUGAUGAUUUAUAGAUCUUUGGCCAGAUGAACUCAUCAUGUGUAGCAGAUAAAAUGAAAUCCCUUUGCCUUCUUUUCCCAACAGAGAUCUGUCGUCCAUUUGUCACCAUUUCAGUGUGAUACCAACCUUGGGUUAACUCGGCAUCAGGCUCCAGUUGUUUUGUUUGAAUGCCUCUGGUUGCCAUUCAGGAUGACACAUCUACUUCUUUUUGUGUUUUUGAUAUCUGGUCAAAGACCGAGGGAGCAGCACCAGGGAUCUGAAAGCCAGUGAAGCUGUCACCUCCUAUCAGAAGUUGCUGGACUCUCAGGCUUUGUAAUGUCAUCAGAAAUAAAAAAGAGAUGGUACACAGAGAUUAUACGAUUCCUUUGUCUUCCCUCUCUUUCUCUCUCUUUCAUUCUUUCUAUAUCUUUAUCUCUCUCUCUCUCUCUCUCUCUCUCUCUCUCUCUCUCUCUCUCUCUCUCUCUCUCUCUCGCCGUCCACCACACUGUCAUUCUGUAAGCAGUGCUACCGUGCUGACAGCCCAAUAACACCCUGUCUUACCGAAUAAUCACGAGCAAUUUCACUGCCUGACACAAACACACACAGGGUUGGGUAGGUUACUUUCUAAAUGUAAUCCGUUGUAGUCACUAGUUACCUGUCCAUAACUGUUAUAAAUGACGUAACUUUUGGAUUACCCAAACUCAGUAACGUAAUCUGAUUACUUUCAGUUACUUUUUGAUUACUUUCCCCUUAAGAGGCAUUAGAACAAGACAAAAAGGAUCCAUCAAACACAUUUGGUGUGUCAUCACAGUGGUCUCUGAUUGGUAGUCAUCAUAGUCGUCUCUGAUUGGUGGUCAUCAUAGUGGUCUCUGACUGGUGGUCAUCAUUUGGUGUGUCAUCAUAGUGGUCUCUGAUUGGUGGUCAGACUCUAGUUCUUUAUAUUUGCCGGUUGAGGUGUCAUUCACACGACAUGGUCUCUCAAAGGGGUAGAGAUGUCACUUAAAAAAAGGCAUCUUCCCUUUCUAUACUGAGAGUGGGAAGAGUUUCUUCUGUUGUCUACACACAAUGGGAAAGUCUCAUCACUCCGAAGAUAACAGCACAUCUUUCAGCUAUAUCUCCAGUGUCUGUGUGUGUGUGUGUGUGUGUGUGCAUCCAUGUGUGUGUGUGUGUGUGCAUUUGUGUGUGUGUGCAUGUGUGUGUGCGUGCACGUGUGUGUGUGUGUGUGCAUCCAUGUGUGUGUGUGUGUGUCCAUGUGUGUGCGUUCAUGUAUGUGCGCGCGUCCAUGUGUGUGUGUGUCCAUGUGUGUGCGUUCAUGUGUGUGUGUGUCCAUGUGUGUGUGAAUCCAUGUGUGUGUUUGUGUGUGUGCGUUGAUUCAUCCAUUUGUCCUUUUUUUCCUACCCUUGCUUAUGUAUCCCUAACUUUCCCCAAGCCGUACGACCAUCAAAGCUUUGUCUUUCCAACACAUGGAGCACCAAGAGACCUAUUCCAGAGACAGGCCCCUGUUUGACUAUUUAAAGUGUGGUUUGUGUUAAGGGGCCGUUUGAUUGGAUUACAGGAUUCUGAAGACAGACACUGGGUAGAAGUUACUUUUAGGCACAGAUCUAGGAUCAGCUUACCCUCUCCAAAUCCUAACCUUAACCACACAAGAUAAACUGCUAAACUGACCUUAAGUCAGCACUGUGAAGUAGAUUAAUUGAUAGCUGUGGAGUCCCUUUCAGUAAAGUUUAAAAUGAGCAGAGUGACUUUAAUGAAUACAGGGCCGUGAAAAAGUAGUUGCCCCCUUUCUGAUUUUCUCUAUUUCUGCAUAUUUUUGAUACUGAAUGUUAUCAGAUCUUCAACCAAAACCUAAUAUUAGAUAAAGGGAACCUGAGUUUACAAAUAACAAAAAAUGUAUAAUUUAUUUAUUUAAUUAACAGUUAUGCAGCACCCAAUUCCCCUGUGCGAAAAGUAAUUGCCCCCUUACACUAAAUAACCGUAUUGUGCCACCUUUAGCUGCAAUGACUGCAACCAAAUGCUUCCUGUAGUUGUUGAUCAGUCUCUCAAAUCGCUGUGGAGGAAUUUUGGCCCACUCUUGCAUGCAGAACUGCUUUAACUCAUUUGUGGGUUUUCAAGCAUGAACUGCUCGUUUCAAGUCCUGCAUUUAAAUUGGGAUUACGUCUGGACUUUGACUAGGCCAUUCCAAAACUUCUAAUGUGUUGCUUUUUAACCAUUUUCAUGUAGACUUGAUUGUGUUUUUGGGUCAUUGUCUUGCUGCAUGACCCAGCUGCACUUCAGCUUCAGCUCACAAAUGGAUAGCUCCUGUAGAAUUCUCUGAUACAGAGCAGAAUUCAUGGUUCCUUCUAUUAAGGCAAGUCGUCCAGGUCCUGAGGCAACAAAGCAUCCCCAAACCAUCACACUACCACCACCAUGCUUGACUGUUGGUAUGAGGUUCUUACUGUGGAAUGCAGUGUUUCGUUUUUGCCUGACAUAAUGGGACUCAUCUCGUCCAAAAAGUUGCCUCAAGUUUGCCAAAAAGCACCUGAAAUCACCUGGAUGAUCAUCAAAACUCUUGGAAGAAUGUUCUAUGGAAAGAUGAGUUAAAAGUCUAACUUUUUUGGACGACAUGGGUCCUAUUAAGCCUAUUAAAACACAUCUGUUGCCACAAAAACAUCCGCAGGUGUAUCACAAAUUACAUGGAUGUCAUAGGGGGUCCCAUGUAGCUCAGUUGGUAGAGGAUGGGGCUUGCAACGCCAGGGUUGUGAGUUAAAUUCCCAUGAGAAAAAAAAUAAUAAACAAUUGCACUCACUACUGUAAGUCUCUCUAGAUAAGAGCAUCUGCUAAGUGACAGAAAUGUAAAUAGUAAUCAUCUUUUUUUCUAUAAAGGCCUUUAUUUCUGGGUUUUUAUUAUGGGAACAUAUGGAACAGAUCAGGUGACAGUGUGAUAUUCUCUCUUUAGGGACCAGUCAUAACUGUACAUCUACAUACCACAUCUGGCUCAAUACAGGGACCUACUGAGGCAAGAACAAAGGCCUGGUAUACCUUGUUACCACUCUAGCCCCUUGCUUCCCUGGCCUUAAGAACAUGCAGUCCAAACUCUGCAGGGGACUGUUACAUACAAAUAGAGGUUGGAGAGGUUGGAGCAGGGGACUGUUACAUACAUAUAGAGGUUGGAGAGGUUGGAGCAGGGGACUGUUACAUACAUAUAGAGAUUGGAGAGGUUGGAGCAGGGGACUGUUACAUACAUAUAAAGGUUGGAUAAUUUGGAGCAGGGGGCUGUGACAUACAUAUUGAGGUUAGAGCAGGGGACUGUUACAUACACAUAGAGGUUGGAAAGGUUGGAGCAGGGGACUGUUACAUACAUAUAGAGGUUGGAGCAGGGGACUGUGACAUACAUAUAUACGUUGGAGCAGGGGAUUGUUACAUACAUAUAGAGAUUAGAGCAGGGGACUGUUACAUACAUAUAGAGGUUGGAGCAGGGGACUGUUACAUACAUACAGAGGUUGGAGCAGGGGACUGUUACAUACAUAUAGAGGUUAGAGCAGGGGACUGUUACACACAUAUGGAGUUUGGAGCAGGGGACUGUUACAUACACAUAUAGGUUGGAGCAGGGGAAUGUUACAUACAUAUGGAGUUUGGAGCAGGGGACAGUUACAUAAGCAUACAGGUUGGAGCAGAGGACUGUUACAUACAUUUAGAGGUUGGAGAGGUUGGAGCAGGGGAAUGUUACAUACAUAUAGAGUUUGGAGAAGAGGACUGUUACAUACAUAUAGAGGUUGGAAAGGUAGGAGCAAGGGACAGUUACAUACAUAUAGAGGUUAGAGCAGGGGACUGUUACAUACAUAUAGAGGUUGGAGCAGGGGACUGUUACAUAGAUAUAGAGGUUGGAGCAGGGGACUAUUAUAUACAGUACAUAUAGAGGUUGGAGCAGGGGCUGUGACAUACAUAUAGAGGUUGGAGCAGGGGACUGUUACAUACAUAUAGAUGUUGCAGAAGGGGACUGUUACAUAGAUAUAGAGGUUGGAGCAGGGGACUAUUAUAUACAGUACAUAUAGAGGUUGGAGCAGGGGGCUGUGACAUACAUAUAGAGGUUGGAGCAGGGGACUGUUACAUACAUAUAGAGGUUGGAAAGGUUGGAGCAGGGGACUGUUACAUACAUAUUGAGAUUAGAGCAGGGGACUGUUACAUACAUCUAGAGGUUGGAGCAGGGGACUGUUACAUACAUACAGAGGUUGAAGCAGGGGACUGUUACAUACAUAUAGAGGUUGGAAAGGUUGGAGCAGGGGACUGUUACAUACAUAUAGAUGUUAGAGCAGGGGACUGUUACAUACAUAUAGAUGUUGGAGCAGGGGACUAUUAUAUACAGUACAUAUAUAGGUUGGAGCAGGGGACUGUUACAUACAUACAGAGGUUGGAGCAGGGGACUGUUACAUACAUAUGGAGGUUGGAGCAGGGGACUGUUACAUACAUAUAGAUGUUUGAAAGGUUGGAGCAGGGCACUGUUACAUACAUAUAGAGGUUAGAGCAGGGGACUGUUACAUACAUAUAGAUGUUGGAGCAGGGGACUGUUACAUACAUAUAGAGGUUUGAAAGGUUGGAGCAGGGGAAUGUUACAUACAUAUAGAGAUUAGAGCAGGGGACUGUUACAUACAUAUAGAGGUUGGAGCAGGGGACUGUUACAUAGAUAUAGAGGUUGGAGCAGGGGACUGUUACAUACAUAUAGAGGUUGGAAAGGUUGGAGCAGGGGACUGUUACAUACAUAUGGAGGUUGGAACAGGGGACUGUUACAUACAUACAGAGGUUGGAGCAGGGGACAGUUACAUACGCAUAGAGGUUGGAGCAGAGGACUUUUACAUACAUUUAGAGGUUGGAGAGGUUGGAGCAGGGGAAUGUUACAUAAAUAUAGAGGUUGGAGAAUUUGGAGCGGGGGCUGUGACAUACAUAUAG
Molecule: messenger RNA, 19761 nt
Organism: Coregonus sp. 'balchen'
Lineage: Eukaryota; Metazoa; Chordata; Actinopteri; Salmoniformes; Salmonidae
Source: the annotation of a GenBank genome assembly